Messenger RNA from Nezara viridula (southern green stink bug), 1201 nucleotides. Lineage: Eukaryota; Metazoa; Arthropoda; Insecta; Hemiptera; Pentatomidae. The record is from the annotation of a GenBank genome assembly.
AUGUUGAUAAAUCUUAGAGAAUGGAAAGAAGUUGCAAACAGGAUCAUCAUGAAAAAUAACAAACCAGUUAGUUAUUCUAAAGAUCUGGUUUCAGGAUGGGGCACGUUUCAUAGCAAGCUUCAUCCAAAAGUUGUUCUUCAUUUUUCUUGUUCUUAUGGUAGGAAAAACUUGGGCUCAGACUUUUUCCCAAAAUUAUCGGAAUUGUAUGAUGUAAAAGACAUAUCUGUUUUCAAUAUCAGAAACAAUUACUUCAUAGCUUCUGAAUAUGCAGGUGGAAAGCUAGCUAUUAAGCCCAAAUUAGGCAAAAAUGCUGAAACGGCUCUCUUUCUUUGUGAUAUGCCUGGAGUAGUUAUUAAUAGUUUUUAUUUUAGGGGACCUCUUUCUUCCCAAGAAACAGAAACACUAGAUAGGUUAUCUGACACUAAAUGCUUAAUAUUAAUCGCUGGUGGAGAUGUACCUUGUAUAAACUUGGCCCAUAAUGUUACCAGUAUAUUUAACAAAGAUGGUUCUCUUCUUAUGGCAGGAGGUAUUGCUCAGAGAGCUGUGAGAUCACAUCCACUUUUACCAAGUUGUGUUACUAAAUAUGCUGUAUUAGGCAUUACCUUUCAUGGAGAAAAUCUUACAGCUCAUCUUGGCCUUCACCAGCUUUCAAGAAAUCUUCAAAACUUCAUGGAAGCAUUUUCGAAAGAAGUGGGACCUCUACCUGAAGGGAGUGUUCGAAUAGCAUUCAUGUUUUCUUGUAUCAACAGAAUCAAGAUGUUGAAAGAUAAGGAAACAUUAAUUUUUUCAAAAUGUUUUCCUAAUGUGCCUGUUUAUGGAUUCUGGAGUUAUGGCGAGUUUGCAGUAAUUAGAAAAAAACCUUCAGAACCAUCUCCUAGUAAGAAAGCUAAAUUGACUGACUGGCUGCAUGAAGAAUGUACGUCUUAUUUAAUUUUAACCUUUAAAAAAGAUUCUUAAGAACUUCAAAAAUAAUAUAUUUUUUGUUUUCUAAUUGUAAUUGAUUAAGUUAAAACUUAAUUACUCUUGGAAAGUAAUUUAAUAGCAAUUUUUAUUGCUAAUAUACUGUAUAUUUCUACCUCAAUAAAUAUCUAAUUUUGUUUUGAGGUAAAUUUUGUUCUGAAUUGAAAUAGUAGAUAAUAGGUAUCUACUGCCUUAAAAUGUAUUUUUAUUUUUUAAUACAGAUUGAUUUUUACAAAUAUUA